Messenger RNA from Scheffersomyces coipomensis, 1767 nucleotides. RefSeq names its product isocitrate lyase 1 (gene ICL1). The record is from RefSeq and is a predicted model, not a curated record. The coding region runs from base 59 to 1708 and encodes 549 amino acids. The transcript has a single exon. Gene Ontology annotation, molecular function: isocitrate lyase activity. Gene Ontology annotation, biological process: carboxylic acid metabolic process. Lineage: Eukaryota; Fungi; Ascomycota; Pichiomycetes; Serinales; Debaryomycetaceae.
UAGGAAAUCUCUCUUUUUCUAGUUUAUUUAUAUUCAUCAUAGCUAGUAACUUUUAAUAAUGCCUUAUACCGCUAUUAACCUCGACGAAGAAGAAAAAUUCUUCCAAGAUCAAGUCCAAGACCUUAAACAAUGGUGGUCUCAACCCCGUUGGAGAAAGACCAAGAGAGUUUAUGCUCCAGAAGAUAUAGCUAAGAAGAGAGGUACUUUAAAGAUUGAAUACCCUUCAUCUAACCAAGCUAAAAAGUUAUUCAAAUUAUUAGAAGAACAUGAUGCAAAAAAGACUGUUUCUUUUACUUUUGGUGCUUUAGAUCCAAUUCAUGUUUCUCAAAUGGCUAAAUAUUUAGAUAGUAUUUAUGUUUCAGGAUGGCAAUGUUCUUCUACUGCUUCUACUUCAAAUGAACCAUCUCCAGAUUUAGCUGAUUAUCCUAUGGAUACCGUUCCAAACAAGGUUGAACAUUUAUGGUUUGCUCAAUUAUUCCAUGAUAGAAAACAAAGAGAAGAAAGAUUAGGUUUAUCAAAAGCUGAAAGAGCUAAAUUACCUUAUACUGACUUUUUGAGACCAAUUAUUGCUGAUGCUGAUACUGGUCAUGGUGGUAUUACUGCUAUUAUUAAAUUAACUAAAUUAUUUGUUGAAAGAGGUGCUGCUGGUAUUCAUAUUGAAGAUCAAGCUCCAGGUACCAAGAAAUGUGGUCAUAUGGCUGGUAAAGUUUUAGUUCCUGUUCAAGAACAUAUUAAUAGAUUAGUUGCUAUUAGAGCUUCUGCUGAUAUUUUAGGUUCUGAUUUAUUAUGUGUCGCUAGAACUGAUUCUGAAGCUGCUACUUUAAUUACUUCAACCAUAGAUCAUAGAGAUCAUUACUUUAUUGUUGGUUCUACCAACCCAAAUACUCCAGAUUUAGCCACUCUUAUGCAUGAAGCUGAACAAGAAGGUCUUACUGGUGCUAAAUUAGCUGCUGUUGAAGCUGAAUGGACUAAAAAAGCUGGCUUAAAAUUAUUCCAUGAAGCUGUUAUUGACACUAUUAAUGCUGGUAACUAUCCAAACAAAGCUCAAUUAAUUAAGAAAUUUACCGAUAAAGUUAACCCAUUAUCAUUAGCUUCUAAUAAAGAAGCUAGAAAAUUAGCUAAAGAAUUAACUGGUAAAGAUGUUUACUUCAAUUGGGAUGUUUCAAGAGCCAGAGAAGGUUACUACAGAUACAGAGGUGGAACUCAAUGUGCUGUUAUGAGAGGUAGAGCUUUUGCUCCAUACUCUGAUUUAAUUUGGAUGGAAUCUGCUUUACCAGAUUACGCUCAAGCUAAAGAAUUUGCUGAUGGGGUUAAAUCUCUUUAUCCAGAUCAAUGGUUAGCUUAUAACUUAUCUCCAUCAUUCAAUUGGAAUAAAGCCAUGCCAGCUGAUGAACAAGAAACUUAUAUAAAGAGAUUAGGUAAAUUAGGUUACGUCUGGCAAUUCAUUACUUUAGCUGGUUUACAUACCACUGCUUUAGCUGUUGAUGAUUUCUCCAACAAAUACUCUCAAAUUGGUAUGAGAGCUUAUGGUCAAACUGUUCAACAACCAGAAAUUGAAAAAGGUGUUGAAGUUGUUAAGCAUCAAAAAUGGUCUGGUGCUGAAUAUAUUGAUGGAUUAUUAAGAAUGGUUACUGCUGGUGUUACUUCCACUGCUGCUAUGGGUGCUGGUGUUACUGAAGAUCAAUUCCAUGACCACGGUAAACUCUAGUCUAUCUAUUUUUAUUUAUUAUAUAUAUAUAAAUCUAAGUUUUAUUUUUGCUAUGAAAA